This is a messenger RNA of Suillus discolor, 856 nucleotides long. RefSeq names its product SMAD/FHA domain-containing protein. Lineage: Eukaryota; Fungi; Basidiomycota; Agaricomycetes; Boletales; Suillaceae. The record is from RefSeq and is a predicted model, not a curated record. The coding region runs from base 70 to 645 and encodes 191 amino acids. Gene Ontology annotation, molecular function: protein binding. Gene Ontology annotation, cellular component: cytoplasm. The transcript has 5 exons.
GUUAGGUCUAGCGUUAUGCAAACGGCUGUACAGCCUGUACUAAGAUUUACUUGACCGCUGUUAGCAGCGAUGGCCCCGACUCAACCCUUCUCCUCUCCACAUGUACACCCGUCAUAUCCUUCUCUCUACCUCUAUCCUUUAAACGACACUUUUAUCCCAAAACAUAUCUCCCUUCACAAUGACCAGCGCGUAACGAUCGGGCGCGACACAAAAAAAACAAAGACAAUAAUCCCAGGAGAGAGAAACGGUUAUUUUGACUCAAAAGUAGUAAGCAGACAACAUGCAGAGAUUUGGGAGGACAGUGGAAAGAUAUACAUCAAAGACGUGAAAAGUUCCAAUGGCACUUUCAUCAACGGCGAGCGACUCAGCUCAGAAGGAGUCGAGUCCGAGCCAUUCGAGCUCGAAAAUCAUGAUAUCGUGCAAUUCGGUAUCGACAUCAUUGGUGAAGACAACAAAACCACAAUCUGCCACAAAGUCGAGGCGCGCGUCACGUGCGUGUUCACAAAUGAAGAUGCGCACUUCGCUGCCCUAUCAUGUUGGCUUGAGGGCGAACUCCAGAAGACUCGCCAGACUGGUACAGUCGCUGAUUCCAGCGCACUCUCUCUCACCAACAACCAACCCGCUAUUUCGCUCGUCAUGGCGUAGAGUCCGAAUCCUGGACCGACAGACAUGCCGGAACCUCUCGCAUACCGCCUACCGAGAUGUUACCGCUUCCUGACAUGCAGCAGUUGCCUACUCUCCCCCCUCCACCGCAGAUACCCUCUUCUACUGUAGGUUCACAGCUACCCCAGUUACACUCCGACCCCCGCGAAUUCCUUUCUUCCUCUUCCCAUACGCAUACAGUCUUCUCCGCUCG